This is a messenger RNA of Caenorhabditis elegans, 545 nucleotides long. RefSeq lists its product as uncharacterized. The coding region runs from base 13 to 471 and encodes 152 amino acids. The record is from RefSeq and is marked reviewed. The transcript is spliced from 5 exons. NCBI's taxonomy places the organism in Eukaryota, Metazoa, Nematoda, Chromadorea, Rhabditida, Rhabditidae.
UUUCAGAGUUUUAUGGCUCUUCAACUGUUAAAACGACCGCGACCACUUCCAGCUUUUCGAGACGAAGAAAAAGGAAUUUAUGCACAGUGGAAAAUUAAAGGGUUCUAUUAUCGAAAAUCAGGACUACCAAAAAUCUCGAUCAAAGGUGUUGCUAGGGUUAGAUAUUCACAGUUAGAAGUCGAAGGGAAACUUCCACAUUUUAAGAUCUCCAAACAAUUAGUGAAUAUUGGAUACGUUGAAAAUGUCAAUGAUGAUAUUCUGGAUGUAAGAGGUUGCGAUUUCCGGCUUUUAAUAUUUGGUGUUCAACAUGUAGAGAUAAUUCGUGACUGGCUCCGUUUUCUGGUUAUUAGACAACGCAUUCCACAUUCAUUGAUGGGGCUUCCGUUCGAUUGGCAGGUGAAACCAAUAAGAGAUGACAAAGAGUUACAACUAUCUCGAAUUUCCCCAUUUCAUUGUUUCAAAAUAUGGUAAUUUGUUUUGCGCAUGGUGCUAUAAAGUGUAUCCAUUGUUGUUAAUUAUUGAAUCGAAUGAAAAAUUGAACAUUG